Rotaria sp. Silwood2 is the source of this 1014-nucleotide messenger RNA. The record is from the annotation of a GenBank genome assembly. Lineage: Eukaryota; Metazoa; Rotifera; Eurotatoria; Philodinida; Philodinidae.
AUGUUUACAGGUAUUUCGCCAUUGUCCACACCAUCACAAUCGCCAGUAGUAUUUCUUGAUCCACAAAGACCGGCAAAAUUAUCAUCUUACAACGCAGGAUCGUCAUAUGAAACAUCUUAUUUCUCUCCACAAGUGACAAGGAGAACGUCUUGGGCGCGUCCAAUAUCGAGAGAAACACGAUCUAUUGAUAGCAGAAAUGACAAUUAUGAUGUUGAGAGCUUUCAAAACUAUGAUUCAGAUGAAGUGUCUGAGGAUGAUAGUGCAUCCAGUUUAGACACGAGAAUCCCGUUCGUCGCGAAAAGCAUGCAAAAUACACCAGAUACGUUGACGAAACCUAUAACUGUUACGACAUUGUUUCAAAUUUCACAGUGUUUCUCCGUGUCACUUGCAAAGGAAUUUGUCAAUUCGUUAAACUGGUCCAAAGCACUAUUUAAUGAUUCACAAGAUCGAUGUUAUUGUACUAAUUGUUAUGCAAGUUCAUGGGAUGAUGUUAUCUCAGCAGGCAAUGCCAAAUAUGUCAUACCACGUGGCUGGACUCGUUUAGGUCUUCAUGUCGAUCAAAUGCUUGACGAUGAACAUGACAUUUGGAAUAAAUGGAUAGUAACAUUUCAUGGAACUACAAAAAUAGCUGCACGAUCAAUUCUUAUUCACCGACACUUCUAUUUACCAGGAGAUAAAUUAAUUGAUGGAUCCAUUUUGGGCAUUAGAGACGGACAUAUUCCUGAUAAAAAAUUUAUUUUUACGUCACCCACUAUUGCUUAUUCAAGUUCGACGAUAUACACUCCGAAUAAUGACUUUUAUUCCAACACGAAUCAUAUCUUAUAUGAAGUGCAGCUUGUGCUUCAAUGUCGACAACAACCAAACUCAUUUAAAAUGCAAGGUGAAACAAUCGAAGCUGGCUCAAAACGCCUUUGUCCACAUAUUCCAAAUGAACAAAUUGAAUAUUACACUGACAUACGAUCAUCAAUUAUUGCCUACGGACUACUCGUACGAUUUCGCGAGAAAAGGCGAUAG